GACCUCAUGAGGACAAGUUUCACUUAGUAUUUUAUGGUUCAACACCUAAAAUGUCUAAAUGAGUGGUCGAUUUGGUGUAAAUGAGCCUUUAGAUCUGUUAGAUGAUCUCCCUGAAGAUUUUUCUAACACCGAAUUUGAAGACGGGAGUGAUCUUGAAGAGGAUGACCUUGCCUGGUUGCGCGAGACUAACGUCAACGAAAAGCACAAUGAGGAAGCUGCAUUCCGUGACUCCGUUCUGCACACUGCAGAUGAUUUACUGACCCAAAACCAGGGUCCCGGUCAACAUGAUCUCGUUGUUCAAGAAGACAGGAACCCACGUAUUAGUCGUUGCAAUCCAAGAGGCUCUCUGGAUACUGUUGUGUCGUGCAAGUCUUUUUAUAGUCAUCAUAGGCCUGCCAGUAAUGCUCCUUCUUCACAUGCUCCAGCACAGGCUCUGAGCAAGAAUCGAAACAGCAGUGACAGCCAGUCUGAUGACAGUAACAGUGACGAGGAGUGGUUUCCUUCUAGUGUUCAAAUGGCCGCUACCAGCAAAUAUCGAGGUCAUGUCAGAGUACAAGGAGGUUCUGGUCGAGCUUCAAGUUCAAGUAGUCGGAAUGUCAGCAGGGCCUGUCAUUCACAUGAAGUUCCACUACAUGAUGCUCAACAGAGACCUGGUGACGCGAAAAGUCAGGCAUCGGUGGACAUCUACGGUUUGAGAAGUCGUGUGGAUUUUUUGAUGGAAAGUUUCGGUUCAUCGAGGUAUCAGACAAAAAAGUCCAGGGUUCAGAAGAGUUUGGAGAUAUUCCUGAAGCAUCUGGGUAAGGACGUAGUUACCUGUUCCCCAUAUGACAUUUGCUUAUACUUGGCGUGGGCCGAUGAGGAAGGAAAGACGGCGAUUCAUGUCACUCAAUGUACGGCUAUUGGCAGCAAGUCGCCGACUUGUAAUUGUCCGAGAAGACUCGCUUACGGUACGGUAAAAUCGACAAUAUCUCAGCUGAAGGCUAUUUUUGUAGAGUUAGGAAGACCAGACAGGUGGUCGUCUGGCGGUAAGGGAAAUCCGGUCAUCUCGGAUCAAGUUUCGACUUAUUUAAAGCAGAUCCGGGAGGAGCAAAGUAAAGGCCAUGUCAUGGUUACACAGGCAAAACCAUUGUUCAUGUCUAAAUUAAUCUUAAUUGCUAUGUAUAUGGACAGGCAGUUGGCCCGCCAGGAGGUCAGCCUCGAGAUUUACUCUUGCUAGGGACCAGGCUUUAUUCAAGUUAAUGUUUUUCGGCGGGGAUAGAGCACACGAUG
Molecule: messenger RNA, 1269 nt
Organism: Lineus longissimus
Lineage: Eukaryota; Metazoa; Nemertea; Pilidiophora; Heteronemertea; Lineidae
Exons: 4
Coding region: 59-1216 (385 amino acids)
Biological process (GO): mRNA transcription
Cellular component (GO): nucleus
Source: RefSeq, a predicted model, not a curated record